UAGAUCUAACUAGAUCUUGGAGGACACUGUCUAACUAGGUCUAGUUCCUGGAGGACACUGUCUAACUAGAUCUUGGAGGACACUUUAUCUAACUAGAUUUAGAUCUUGGAGGACACUUUAUCUAACUAGGUCUAUAUCUUGGAGGACUCUAAAUCUAUCUAGAUCUUUGAGGACAGUUUAUCGAGCUGGUUUUUAAUUUUUGUGUUUAACAUUUAACUUCCUAUGGAUCUCUAGUGUACUAAACUGAGGGGGAAAAAGGCAAUAAUUUGACUUGGUGUGUUUUCAAAUAAUCAAAUAAGCUCUUCAGAAACCUUAGUGUUUAUUCCUGACAAUGGAAGAAAAGACCCAUGUAACUUCUAGUCUACACAAGUGUCUUUUUAUAACUGGAUACCUCUGUAUGUUUCAAGAGCAGAUGUAAUCAAGCAAAGUCAGAAUGAGCAGACAUUCCAAAUAACAGCUGAACAAGAUGGCUUCCAAAGAACAUUCAUUCGUUAUUUUCUACAACAUCAGUCAUCUUAACUCUAGCCUUCUGGAUGCCAAUAGUUCUACACCAAAGUACAACAUCUACGAGGAAUACACAUUGUUGAAAGAUUCACUGAUCACUUCACAUGACAACCCGUUCAAUAUUUUUCUUAUCGUGUUGUAUAUAGGCGCAUUCGCUAUUGGAUUUAUAGGUAAUGUAUUCGUCAUCCUGGUUGUGUUACGUCACAGACACAUGAGAACCCUUACCAACGUGUUUUUCUUCAAUCUGACCAUCGGUGACUUUAUGGUCAACUGUAUAUGUAUACCUACAACGCUUUUCUUUUACAUUUACAGGGACUGGAUAUUUGGUGAAACGUUAUGUCGACUGACGCCAUUUUUUCAAAGCACAGCUGUGUCAGUCAGUGUGUUGUCUAUGCUGUCUAUAUCAGUUAACAGAUACUUUGCUAUUCAUAUUCCACUUCGAGCCAAGAUACUGUUUUCAAGAAAUCGUGUCCACGUAAUGUUGGCUUCAAUUUGGGGAAUAAGUUUAGGAGCUUUCAGUCCGAUGUUAUAUAUCAACAAAGUGACUACCUACGGCUUGCCAGACAUCUUUACAGUCAGAGCGUGCCACGAAGUUUGGACGAUUGCAGAAUUAAAGCACGGGUACAACUUGAUCAUAUUUCUGCUCUUGUUUCUUUUGCCGCUCACCGUUAUGAGCGCACUUUACCUAAAGAUAUCUAUGGCUCUCUGGUCUAAGAACAGACAACUCUUUUCUAAUGCCAGAAAACAGGCUUGUAUGUCCACUCCAGUAGAUCGCUUACUCUUACAACGUCGAAAGACAGUCCGUACGCUUGUACUAUUAGUCGUUCUGUUUGCCGGCUCCUGGUUUCCCUAUUAUGUUGUGUACUUCUGGUUAGAAUUUAACAGCAGGAGUCUGUACGUGAGCGUCGUCAACACUUUUGUAUAUCCGCUGGCCCAGUUAGUCGGGCUGUCCAACUCCAGUAUUAAUCCCAUACUGUACUGUUUCCUUAGCAACGGAUUCCGACGUGCUCUAUUGAACAUGUGCUGUAGACGUUCCAAAAGAACUAGGAAUGGGCUGGUCAUGACUGUUCGCUAUAGAUGUUCUGAUGACAGUGGAGUUGGCAGUGUAGAGACAGUAUUAUCUUAGGCAUGAAUAAAUUCAAGCCAUGCUAUUAUAAAGACAUAAUGAUAAAGGGACGAUGUGAGAAUUAAUGAUAACCACAUGGCCAUUAAGAAGAUGUCAUCAAAAGUCAGAAGACAUAGUGACGAUGAAGUAAUACAGAUUUGGACAUUCAGAAGAUCUAAUGAUAAAAUCAUGGAUAUCGUGAAUAUUUAGUGAUAAAGUAGUGAUAAUGCAAUAAUCCAUAAAGCUUAGCUGGUUCGAUCAUAUUGUAUAACAUCAAGACAUGAAUUUACAGUCAAAGAUCAUCCUACAAGGUACAUUGGAGGGAGCAUGCAGAAAGGGUUGUCUAAAGAAAAGCUGGCUGAACAACGUAACAAAAAUUGGAUCAGCCUUUCUUCCUAUUCCGACCGGGAAACGUUGUGAGAUUUGGUAACGCGAACUGUCACAAAACCCCUACCACGAAAGUCAAGGGGCAGAUGAAUGAUGAUGACAAGAUGUAAUUACGCAGCCUCGGAUUUUUUAAAAUUAAACUCAUUUCAUAUUGUACCAGCAACUCAUUAUUUUUUUUGUUAUUCAAGCAAUCUACAAUUAUUAUAAUACACUUUUAUACUACUUGACUAGCAACUCCAUCCUCUACUUCUUGUUGCUUUUUCAAGAUUUGACAUAAAGUAAAGAGAGAAUAACUCAGUAGCAAACAGAUGAAGCUUUUUACACAGAUAGUCAUAUAAAAUUAAUCAUUUCAAUUGGAAGUUAUUUUAAAACUCUAUAAAUCAUCAAUAAGGCUGAGUCUAUUUAUGACUCUUUCCCAUUAGUUUCAGGAUUAAAUGGCUCAGUCUCAAGAGAUUUACAUUCAGUGUCCAAACUUCACAGAAAAAUAACAACAUUGACAAUACUUGAUACUGCAUCAUACACUUUUUAACUUGCUAAAGGCUGCAAGCUUUUUUUUUUGUCAGUUUUUGGCAAAGCUGGAAGUGUAGGGUGUAAAAGUGACUUUUCAUUGUUCUAAUUAUUGGUUAUACAAGAUAUUUUAUAGACCAACAAUGUUUUUUUAAUAUUUUUUUUUAAUAAUACCAAAUAGAUUUUAAAUCAUUUUCAACACAAUUCAAAAGGUUAAAAGUAUUUCCCUUUAUAAUGCAACAUAUUUAUACAAAUUCAAAAUAUAGUUAUAACAAUAUGCCUCUACAAGGAUCCUCAAAAAGAAUGAAUGUAAACAAUAACCAAAGACCCUAAACCAUUUUGUGGACUGAAACACAAAUGUAUUAGCUCCAUAGUAUUGAAAUGAAAUCAACAAUAUCCAUCCACUAGAAAUAAAAACAAACAGUAAUUAACUCUAUGGAUAUGUCUUUGAUCCACUUUUGUUCCUGUUUUACAAGACCGCAUCAUUCAACUGGCAUACAGCUAUUGCAUUCACCCAAAUAUCUAAGUUACUGGAUAUCUUUUAAAUAUAUAUAUGUAUAAUUAUAUGCAGUAGCUGAAUGGUUGAGUUUUAGCUUCAAGUUGACAUUAGAUUUUUCUAGAACAUUUCAUGAGUCCAAACACUAUAAGACUUUCACAUUUUUCUUUUAUUUUGGGAAAAAAAAAAAGAAAUAUCAGGUUUUCUAAAAAAGUCUAAAUGCUGAGUUA
Molecule: messenger RNA, 3229 nt
Organism: Biomphalaria glabrata
Lineage: Eukaryota; Metazoa; Mollusca; Gastropoda; Planorbidae
Product: trissin receptor-like
Exons: 6
Coding region: 467-1630 (387 amino acids)
Biological process (GO): G protein-coupled receptor signaling pathway
Cellular component (GO): membrane
Molecular function (GO): neuropeptide Y receptor activity
Source: RefSeq, a predicted model, not a curated record